This is a messenger RNA of Limulus polyphemus (Atlantic horseshoe crab), 2392 nucleotides long. RefSeq names its product zinc finger protein 239-like. The record is from RefSeq and is a predicted model, not a curated record. Bases 428 to 1471 code for a protein of 347 amino acids. Lineage: Eukaryota; Metazoa; Arthropoda; Merostomata; Xiphosura; Limulidae. Gene Ontology annotation, molecular function: DNA-binding transcription factor activity; RNA polymerase II cis-regulatory region sequence-specific DNA binding. The transcript has 3 exons. Gene Ontology annotation, biological process: regulation of transcription by RNA polymerase II.
AAACAUUGAUCUAUAGUUUUGUUUCGUUUAUUUAGUUGUGUUCAAAAAUAAAAGUUGAUUAGUAUUUUUAUCUUAGUUUAUUUAAUUGUAUUCGAAAAUAAGAAAUUUAUGAACAAAUAAUUCUUAUUAACGAAAUAGGGUGAGAAUACGUCUGGGGGCCUAUUUAAAUACUUAAUCCGGCACUGCCUAGUGUAAGUCUAAGUGUUAAUCUAGGUUUUUAUUUUGUUUUUAAAGAUGGUUUUCGUUUGAAUUUUUAUAUUUAUAACCAUUUACAACAGAAGAACCUACUUUAUUCAAGCGAAAUUUGAGGACAUUAGUAGUCUGUACAGACGUUGUAUGUGAACGGUUUUUACCCAGCAGUUGACCACACUUAAUCCAGUUAUUCGUACUCAUAGUCAGGACUAGUGCAGAUGGUCAUCUUCUGUAUAUGAACAUGUUCGUCAGGGUGAAAACUGAGCAGCCUGAUGAUUUACAACAACAUGACAUUACUUCCCAAUUCAACCAGACUGAUGAUGAUAAUGUUUUGGACAUUGUAAAACGUGAUACAAGUGUAACAAAGGAAAGGGAAGAAUUUCCACCUGCUGAUUGUAUGUUAGAAGGUGCAUCGGAUCCAACUUACGUGGCCAAGCCAUUUCCAGGUUAUUCUACUUCGACAUCGGAAGAUUCCCAUACAACAAUUAAAAGUAGCAAGUUUGAGGAGCAAAGCCGUAGUGACGUACUUAGUAAAACAUUUCCAAGGGGAAAUAAACGGGGGACACGUGAUGUUUCCCACGGUGUGAAUAAGACGUAUCGUUGUGUUGUGUGUGGCAAAGAAUUCCAUAAGAAAAGUGCUCUAAAAAAACAUGAAAAACUACACACUGGUACGAAACUGUACGGUUGUGUCGUGUGUGGUAAAAAAUUUGGAAGAAAUGGUGUCUUAAAAAUACAUAAGAGGAUACACACGAGGGAGAAACCGUACAGUUGCGAUACGUGCGGCAAGGAAUUUUGUAGAAAAAGUGACCUAAAAAUACAUUUGAGAAUACACACCGGAGAGAAACCAUUUAAAUGUGUUGUUUGUGACAAAAACUUUGGAAGUAGUAGCGACUUGAAAAAACACGAAAAGAUACAUACUGGGGAAAAGCAACACGACUGCGUGGUAUGUGGAAAAGAAUUUGGAAGAAAUAGCGACCUCAGAAUACAUCAGAGAAUACAUACUGGGGAGAAACCGUACAGUUGUGUAGUGUGUGGUAAAGAAUUUGGAAGUAAUAGUAGCCUGAAAAAGCAUGAAAGGGUACACACUAAUGUAAAAAAAUACAGCUGUGUAGUGUGUGGAAAAGAAUUUGGAAGAAGUAAUAACUUCAAAAUGCAUCAGAGGACCCACACUAGGGAGAAACCAUACUUUUGUUUGAUGUGCAACAAAGAAUUUUCAAGUAAUAGUGAUCUUGUAAAACAUGAGGGGACGCACGGUGCGGAAAAAAACAUAUGUUUGUGAAAUAUGUGGUUGAAAAUUUCGAAUGAAAAGUUACCUAGAAAGAUGUCGUAGAACUAGCAAUGGAGAGAAACCGCAUAUUUGUGAAAUCUGUGUUGAGAAAUUUUGAAUCGAAAAACGCACACCAGAGAAAAGAUAUAAAGUAUAAUUUUAGUAAGCAAAAACUUGUAUCAACAAGGGAUACGUGGUCAAUUAAAAACUGUACAUUUGUGAUGUCCGUUGUAAGAAACCUUUUGUAAAAUUCAUUAUUAAAAUGUACACUGUCCGUACAAGAGAAGAUUGACAUUUCUGUAGUGAAUGUGGCCAAGAACUUUGUUUUUAAAUAUAUGAAAGAACAUUAGUGAACACACACACACACACACAUACACACAAGGGGGGAUGACUGUUACUAUUUUGGUUUUGGUGAAAGAGAAGUUAUGCACUGUAUAAAUUGAAAAAAAAAAGUCGUAUUACCCACAAUGCAAGUGUAUUAAACCACCAUGUAGUGUAUGUCAAAGGAGUUUGAACCAAUAGUGACCUUAAAAGCACAUAAAAAAAUUAAUUGUGGGGGAGAAAAACAUAAAAUGAAGUAGUAUGUGGCAAAGAUAUUGAAAGGAAAUGAAAUGUUAACCUAAACCACAAUAUUCGAUUCAUUACAAAUAGGUGAUAAUACAGUAAUUUAAGUGUGUGUGUGUGAUAUAGAAUUCACACAUGGAGAAACAUUACAGUUAGAAUGAUUGAGUUGAGGAACUUUCAGGUGAUGAUCUAUAUAAGCCGUUAAUCUAAGUAACAAAAUUAUGUAGUAUGAUUUAGGAAAAUAUUUAAAUUACGUAAAACAUUAACUUGUAACAUGUGUUGGUCGUUAGGUAAGGUAAAAAUCUGUGAAAAUACCAGAUUUUUUUUUAUUUUUUUUUAUGCUCAAUUUUCUGUAUAAUUCAAGAUUUG